AUGGCUACCCCCAGCGGACAGCAGGUCCACAACAUGGCGUUCAACUUCUACGGUUGGGCCGUCGCAAUCCCUCAACACGUAGAUGGCUACGAAGUUAUCAAAUUGAUGACCAGAGCCCCCUCAUCUCGGCCCUCGAUCAAGGCGAUAUCCGACCGAAAUCUCCGGAUUAGGCGAGACCUGCAGUUCACCGACCAAGAGUUGCAAACUCAUAACGACCCGACGACAGGGGCGGAGGAAGUCUUGCUCGUCGGUUUUACCGUCGCCGACCUCCCCGACGCCGCCAAGAAAAGCGCGAGUAAGAAACUCGGCACGGCUGUUGGUACCGUUGUCGCGCCAGAUCGUACGAUAGCCGUCCAUGACGACAACAGACUGAUCAUGGUCGUCACUCCUAUCAGCGGUCUGGACGGCCAGAUGAAGUUCUACGGUCUUGUCGACCAGCAGGAUGAGGAUGGGCUGUGUACCCCGCAGAUCAUGGACCAGGAAAGCUGCUUCUACUUGCCCAUCUUCCGGGGAGGGGUAGAGUCUGCUUCCAAACGCGAGGUCAAGAAACAGUGGAACAAGAACAUUCGAGACAUUGUUGGAGGUGGAAGCGAGGUUUCGCCUGAUGUCACUGGUAGUGCCAGUGCCACUGCCGACGACGGCGGCGAAAGACAAGUGUCUCCUGAAGCCACAGAAAGUCCCAAGGACAGCGAAGGGCAAGCCUCUCCUGAUGCCGCAGCCAGUGUCAGGAACGACGAAAGACAAGUGUUUCGCGAACUCAGCACUCGUAGUUCGAGAACACAGAGCAGAUUGAGACCCGAUCACCCACAGUGGCAAGCCCAGAAGUUAACAGCCCAGCUUAUGCCACUCCUUCACGACGUUAUCGGAAUCGAGCAGACUCUGAAAGAGGUCAUUACCGCGGCAGACGAAACGGUCACGUCGUCAAUGGAAGAGGUUGCCCCUGGAAAUGGAGAAGUUGAUCCCCAUUCCGAGGAGGAGAUUCGCGAGCGCAGUGUUUCUACCCUGCUCGCGGGCGGGUUCGACAAGAUGUACAGGGAUCUUGUUUGGAUGACUGAAGUCAAGCGGCUUCGCGGCGAUCAACGGGUCGUCAACACCAUUCGUCAGAUUGUAGAUACCACACUGACGCCUUUGGUAUCAAGGCUGCGGGAGAUGGAGAGAUUGAUGGCGCCUGAGGAGGAUGUCGGGUCUGAUAAUGGAAACUCUGAGAAUGUCGACUCUGAGCACAGCGACUCGGAUGAUGGACUCAACGACAAUGUCGACGAAGGCAACGACGACUCGGCGGAUGGUACGCUUGCCAACAACAGGGAUUCGGAUGGCAGCCCGGAUAGCAGUCAGACCGAUGAGGAGUCCGACAGCCGGAGCGAUACCAGUGAAUGGAGCGGUAUCCACGACUCCGAAGACGACGUGGAAAUGGGAGAAGACGAGGAGAUGGAAGACGACGCAGAGAUGGAGGAUCACCAAGAGAUGGAUGGCGACGAAGAGGUGGAAGAGGAUCAAAAUGUGGAAGGCGAUAAAGAUACGGAAGACGAGGAAGAAACAGAAGACAACGAAGAGAUGAGUGACCAAGAGGUGGAAGACGAAGAGAUGGAUGACGAUGUUGAUUUGGUGCAUACCUGGAAUGAGAGCAUCCGCUCCAACCACAGUCCGGAUCAAGACCACGAUGAUGCCGCCAGCAGCUCAAUUUCCGCAGAGGGUGCAAUCGACGUUGCCAACGAGAUCAACGAAGACGGCUCCCUCUGUCACAGCGUCUCCUCCCCCGUCCUCGGCGAAGACAUAGUCCCGAUUGCCGCCAUGGCCGGCCGGGUGGCCGACAACGAUGACGACGACGAGGACGAGGAGCUGGCUAUCGAUAAUCAAUUUAGCACUGCUAAAAGAGCACUUACAAUCGUUUACUAUAGAGGAGAUAGAAUAGAAGUCAAAUAUUAUAUAAGCAAGUCGCGGGAAGGAGGCUGUUUAGGAGGAAGCGGCUUAAAAGGAAGUAAUACGGGAUUUCUAAACCCUUAA
Molecule: messenger RNA, 2004 nt
Organism: Neurospora tetraspora
Lineage: Eukaryota; Fungi; Ascomycota; Sordariomycetes; Sordariales; Sordariaceae
Exons: 5
Coding region: 1-2004 (667 amino acids)
Source: RefSeq, a predicted model, not a curated record